Messenger RNA from Mercurialis annua (annual mercury), 1104 nucleotides. RefSeq lists its product as uncharacterized. Bases 1 to 1104 code for a protein of 367 amino acids. The transcript has a single exon. The record is from RefSeq and is a predicted model, not a curated record. Lineage: Eukaryota; Viridiplantae; Streptophyta; Magnoliopsida; Malpighiales; Euphorbiaceae.
AUGAUUUUCACCACCUGGAAUAUCAGGGGACUCAAUGAGUCCCUAAAACAAGCAGAGGUUAAAAAACUGCUUGUUCUUAAGAGGUGUGCUCUUAUAGGUGUUUUAGAGACCAGAGUCUGUAGUUGCAACAAGGAAAGAAUGUGGAAUAAGCUUAAUCUCCAGGGAUGGGAGCUUAUUGAUAAUUACAGUCAUUCUGAUAUUGGAAAGAUUUGGGUGAUUUUUGAUAGUCUGAAAGUUAAUGUGCAGUGUAUAGGAUCCUCAGAUCAAUUCAUUCACUGCAAAGUCAACAUGGAGGGGGUCAGUUUUAUUUGGACUGUGGUUUAUGGGUCUAACCAUUUAGUGGAAAGACAAAGAUUAUGGAAGCAUCUAGUUGAUCUAUCGAGGAGUAUUGAGGAACUCUGGUUUGUUCAAGGGGACUUUAAUGCAGUUCUUAGAGAAGAAGAUAGAUGUGGUGGAUCUCCUUUGGAUGAAGACCAUCUUCACGAGCUCAGCAAUUGUGUCUCUGCAGCAGGUUUAAUUGAGAUUAGAAGUGUGGGGUGCCAAUUCACCUGGAACAAUAACCAGUUGGGUAUUAACAGGAUUUGGAGAAAGCUGGACAGAGUGUUUGCUAAUGGGAAUGUUAAUGAAAAUUUCCAUAGGAUCUAUAACGAAGCUCUUCCAUGUGGCAUUUCUGAUCAUAGCCCAAUUGUCACUAUCCUUGAAAGUGAGCAGAGAAGUGGUAGUAGGAAGUUCAAAUUCUUCAAUUUCUGGACUCUUCACCCAGAUUUUAGAACUAUCCUAGAAGAAGAGUGGAGGAUUAAUUAUAGAGGGUUUCAUAUCUACAAGCUGGUGCAAAAGCUAAAAGCCAUUAGCUAUAGAUUAAGCAAAUUAAACAGAAGUCAAUUUUCUGACAUCUCUAAAAGAACUGAUAAUCACAGAGAGAUCCUGAAUAGGCUGCAAGUUGAUCUUCAAAGGGAUCCAACAAACACUUUUCUUAUUGAUGAGGAGAGAGUUAUGUCCAAUCACUUUAGAUUUCUCUUAAAGUGUGAAGAAAGCUAUUUCAAGCAGAAGUCAAGGAUUCAAUGGCUCAAUCUUGGGGAUUCUAACACGAAAUAUUUAUCAUAA